This is a messenger RNA of Setaria italica (foxtail millet), 2710 nucleotides long. RefSeq names its product probable beta-D-xylosidase 2. Gene Ontology annotation, molecular function: xylan 1,4-beta-xylosidase activity; alpha-L-arabinofuranosidase activity. Lineage: Eukaryota; Viridiplantae; Streptophyta; Magnoliopsida; Poales; Poaceae. Bases 113 to 2461 code for a protein of 782 amino acids. The transcript has 3 exons. Gene Ontology annotation, cellular component: plant-type cell wall. The record is from RefSeq and is a predicted model, not a curated record. Gene Ontology annotation, biological process: xylan catabolic process; arabinan catabolic process.
UGCAACUUGCGGCGCUGCCUGCUCGCUCCAUAUAACCGCACACUCCCCCGCCGCUCCAUUCCCACAAGCACAUUGCCGCUUCCCUCCGCCCUCCCACCCGCCGCCGCCAGCCAUGCGGCGCCUCCUCCUCUUUGCCGCACUCAUGCUCGCGUCGGCGCCGGCGCCGAUGGCUCGCGCACGGUCGGCGUUCGCGUGCGCCCCGGGCGGCCCCGCUUCGUCGCUGCCGUUCUGCCGUCGGUCGCUGCCCCUCCGCGCCCGCGCCCGCGACUUCGUGUCGCGGCUGACCCGCGCUGAGAAGGUGCGGCUGCUGGUGAACAACGCCGCCGGGGUGCCCCGGCUGGGCGUGGCCGGGUACGAGUGGUGGUCGGAGGCGCUGCACGGCGUGUCGGACACGGGCCCGGGCGUCAAGUUCGGCGGCGCGUUCCCGGGCGCCACCGCGUUCCCGCAGGUCAUCGGCACCGCCGCCGCGCUCAACGCCUCGCUCUGGGAGCUCAUCGGGCGGGCGGUCUCCGACGAGGCGCGCGCCAUGUACAACGGCGGGCAGGCGGGGCUCACCUUCUGGUCCCCGAACGUCAACAUCUUCCGUGACCCGCGGUGGGGCCGGGGGCAGGAGACCCCCGGCGAGGACCCGGCCGUGUCCGCGCGCUACGCCGCCGCCUACGUCCGCGGCCUCCAGCAGGCGUCCCCCUCCGGCGACAGCCUCAAGCUCGCCGCCUGCUGCAAGCACUUCACGGCCUACGACCUGGACCGGUGGGGCGGCACGGACCGGUUCCACUUCAACGCCGUCGUGGCGGCGCAGGACCUCGAGGACACCUUCAACGUGCCCUUCCGCGCCUGCGUCGCGAACGGGAACGCCGCCAGCGUCAUGUGCUCCUACAACCAGGUCAACGGCGUGCCCACCUGCGCCGACGAGGGGUUCCUCAAGGGGACGAUACGGGGGAAGUGGGGGCUGGACGGGUACAUCGUCUCCGACUGCGACUCCGUCGACGUCUUCUUCCGGGACCAGCACUACACCCGCACCACCGAGGACGCCGUCGCCGCCACGCUCCGCGCCGGGCUCGACCUCGACUGCGGGCCGUUCCUGGCCCAGUACACGGAGUCGGCGGUGGCGAAGGGGAAGGUCUCCGACGCCGACGUCGACGCCGCGCUGGCCAACACCGUCGCCGUGCAGAUGAGGUUGGGGAUGUUCGACGGCGACCCCGCCGCGGGCCCGUUCGGGCACCUCGGGCCCAAGGACGUGUGCACGCCGGCGCACCAGGAGCUCGCGCUCGAGGCGGCGCGCCAGGGCGUCGUGCUCCUCAAGAACAAGAAAGGUAAGCACAGGGGCGGCGUCCUCCCGCUGCGCCCGGCAACCCACCGCACCGUCGCCGUCGUGGGACCGCACGCCGAGGCCACGGUGGCCAUGAUCGGGAACUACGCGGGCAAGCCGUGCCGGUACACCACGCCGCUGCAGGGCGUGGCGGGGUACGUGCGGCAGGCGGUGCACGCGGCCGGGUGCACGGACGUGGCGUGCGCGGGGACCCGGCAGCCCAUCGCCGCCGCCGUCGACGCCGCGCGCCGCUCCGACGCCACCGUCAUCGUCGCCGGGCUCGACCAGAAGGUCGAGGCCGAGGGGCUGGACCGGUCGACCCUGCUCCUCCCCGGCUGGCAGGCGGAGCUCAUCUCCGCCGUGGCCAAGGAGUCCAAGGGCCCCGUCGUCCUCGUGCUCAUGUCCGGCGGCCCCAUCGACAUCGCCUUCGCGCAGAACGAUCCGAGGAUCGCCGCCAUCCUCUGGGUGGGGUACCCCGGCCAGGCCGGCGGGCAGGCCAUCGCCGACGUCAUCUUCGGCCACCAUAACCCAGGCGGGAAGCUCCCGGUGACAUGGUACCCUGAGGACUACCUGCGGAAGGCGCCGAUGACGAACAUGGCGAUGCGCGCCAACCCGGCGAGCGGGUACCCCGGCCGGACCUACCGCUUCUACACGGGCCCCGCGAUCCUCCCGUUCGGCCACGGGCUCAGCUACACCCAGUUCACGCACUCGCUGGCGCACGCGCCGGAGAAGCUCACCGUGCAGCUCACCGGCGGCCACGCGUCCGCCGCCGCCGCGUCGUCGUCCUUCCCCAACGCGACGCGCUCCGCCAGCGCCGUGCGCGUGGCGCACGCGCGCUGCGAGGGCCUGACCGUCCCGGUGCACGUCGACGUGAGGAACGCCGGCGACCGGGACGGCGCGCACACCGUGCUCGUCUACCACUCGCCGCCUUCCGCUCCCGGCGCGCCGGCGAGGCAGCUGGUGGCGUUCGAGAAGGUGCACGUGCCUGCCGGCGGCGUGGCGCGCGUGGAGAUGGGCGUGGACGUGUGCGAGGGGAUGAGCGUCGCGGACCGGGACGGCGUGCGGCGGAUCCCCGUCGGCGAGCACAGCCUGAUGAUCGGCGAGCUCACGCACACGGUCACUCUCGGCGUCGAGCAACUCGGCGGGGUAUAGAACGAAACGCAAGGAAGCGACGAAGCGUAGGAGGAUUCAGAGGCGUGUCUGAAUAAUUUGUGUCGUUUUGGGAAGGGGUCAUUGGAUUGGAUUGUGAUUGCUGCGGUGCUUGCUUCUGUCUCUGCAAAGGUGGAGAUGGAGAUCUCAAAAGUUCGAGAAGGCACCGGAUUUACUGAAAUUUUGUUGAAAUUAUUGCAAACGAUUAAAAUGGAAGGAACACAGAAGAAUGUCGUUUCUUUCUCAGCGUCA